AUGGACGAGCACAUCAAGGUUAUCCGUGCAUCCAUCAUCGACGGCGCUGCAGUAACGCCAAGGUAUAGAGAGCGGCAGCUUGCAAGCUUGCACGAAGCGCUGCUGGCAUCGCGCGCAGUCUUGAGCAAGUUGCUUGUAGACGAGGCCUCUUUGUCCAUGGACGAGGCCGUCGCACAGUUUCUCUUGACAACGAAAGCAAUUAAGACCUAUCACCUCUCAGUCAACCCUAAACACUGCUUAGAAGCAGAAUACCGACUCGCGAAUGGGAAGGACAACUCGACAAGGCGCAUACCCUAUGGCUGUGCAUAUAUCAUUCCUUCGAGUCGUGAUCAGUUGUACUCGACGCUCGUACCGGUAGCGGCUGCCAUAGCAGCAGGCAACUGCGUCGUGGUCGAAUUGCAACAAAGGAUGAUGAAACUGGGUCCUUUCUUGAAAGAGCUUCUGCUUGGCGCACUCUCUCACCAGACUUUUGCGGCAGUGGACAAGAUGCCGUUUGACGAGAGCUUCAGAAGCAAGCACUGCAUCGAAGUCGAUGGACGCGAAGACCUUAACGCGCUUACGACCACAAGAAGGAUUAGCACAAACUCCCAUCGUGUCAGUGCUGUUGUCGACAGGAGCGCAGACAUCGAACAUGCUGCCGAAGAGUGUAUCAAGGCACGAUUCGACUUUGGGUGUCAGUCGGCGUAUGCGCCAGACGUCGUACUGGUCAAUGAGUUCAGCGUCAAAGCAUUCUGCGUUGCUGCCACUGAAAGCGCCGUACAACAUCUCGCAAGCAGAGUCGACGGAAUGGUGGACAGCAAGCAGAACCCACUCUUGCGUGGGCGCAGUUUAGCAGCAAGUCUGCAAAAGAAGCUUGACCAUUCUUCUGCUGAGGUUCUCGUCAGCGGACGUAGAGGUACAGUCGUGCUGCUGAAAGACCGUGACAGUGACUUGCUUUCAGAAAAACUCAACUCUCCUCUUCUGCUCAUUGUGCCUGUCUCCAGUAUGGACGAUGCAAUCAACUUUCUUGAACGGGACGGCACACCUCUUCGAGCAUCCUACUUCUUCUGUGCUCCAGCAGCAGCUAAGUAUAUGAGUCAAUUCAUAUCAUCUGCAGUCUCGGUUGUCAAUCGUAUUCCCAAUGAGCUUUUGAUCGGACCUCCUGGGCCGUCUGGACACGCUAUCUCGAUUCAACCACGGUACACCACCGACAUGUUCUCGAUCGCGCAGCCUGAAUUCAUCGAGGUGUCAGAGCUUUCAAAGAGUUUGUCAGUGCUUGUCUCGCAGGACUCGAAGUCGAAUGAGAAGAGGAAAGCAGAGGAGGGUUUAGAAGUUGCGCUUGAUCGUGUGAAGGAGGCAAUGGGCCCGCCAAUUGGGUUCUUUGAGCAGGGUUUACUGUUUGGCUUGGGCUGCGUAUUGAUAUCGGCUAUCACUGCAGGAGUAUUUUCUGUCAAACAUGGAGGUCCACUAGUGUUGGCAAAGUUAAGAGCACGAUAG
Lithohypha guttulata is the source of this 1476-nucleotide messenger RNA. RefSeq lists its product as uncharacterized. The coding region runs from base 1 to 1476 and encodes 491 amino acids. The record is from RefSeq and is a predicted model, not a curated record. The transcript has a single exon. Lineage: Eukaryota; Fungi; Ascomycota; Eurotiomycetes; Chaetothyriales; Trichomeriaceae. Gene Ontology annotation, molecular function: oxidoreductase activity, acting on the aldehyde or oxo group of donors, NAD or NADP as acceptor.